AUGACGGGCAACAAAGUCCUCGUCGUCCUAGGAAGUGGCCCAGGCAUAGGCGUUGCAACCGGCGCUCUCUUCGCCUCGAAGGGCUUUGACGUCGCCUUACUCUCUCGCAACGCCGAACGCUUGAACCAAGAUGUCGCCCGGGUCCGAGAGGCAAACCCCGGCGUCAAAGUACAAGCAUACCCCGUCGACCUCGGCGAUCACAACGCCCUAUCAUCGGUCCUAGGGAAAGUAGAGACAGACUUCGGGCCUCCUGAAGUGGUGUAUUACAACGCCGCGAGAGUCGCGCCCUCAAAGAUCGGGCAGACCGGUGCGGAGUUCGUGUUGGAGGACUUCAAGAGCAUGACCCUUGGUCUCUGGGUGGCAGCAUCAUGGGCACUACCGCAUCUGAUGGCAGCAGCUGAAAAGGCAAACUCUCACCCGUCGUUCCUCUUCACGAACAGUGGAUUGUGGGAUCGUCCGCUGGCAGACUUUGCUUCGCUGUCGUUGCAAAAGGCCGCGCAGUAUAAUCUCCUGUUGAGUCUCAAGCAGAUGGCGGAGCCUCAGGGCGUCCACGUGGCAGGGGUCAACAUUGGAGGUCUGGUCAGUGAGGGAGAUGCCGUCAUGAACCCGGGGAACAUCGCGCAGGCUUUGUUUGAGCUGUACCGGCAAGACAAGCCUAACUGGCAAUGGGAGAGCAAAGUUGGCGACUGGGAUGAGUUUCUUAGGAAGAUAGGGGUCCAAUAG
Messenger RNA from Cladophialophora yegresii CBS 114405, 723 nucleotides. RefSeq lists its product as uncharacterized. The transcript has 2 exons. Lineage: Eukaryota; Fungi; Ascomycota; Eurotiomycetes; Chaetothyriales; Herpotrichiellaceae. The record is from RefSeq and is a predicted model, not a curated record. Bases 1 to 723 code for a protein of 240 amino acids.